AGUAAUGAAGGCCGUUUUCGACCUUUGACUACACAACUACCCGCGUUAUAACGCUGCUCCUGCGCUCCGGCAAUGUGACUGCCCAUAGGAUCCAAAUCUCUCUCUUUGUUUCUCACGUCCCGGAAAACACUUUCUAAAAUUCUCCAACUGUAUUUUGUGACAGAAAACAUGUAUAUAACUAAGCUCAGGAAUCAGACAAGACAGUGGAAUCCUAAACCUUUUGAACUGUUGUCUGAUCCAAAAGAAACGCAAUUUGUCUGCAAUUGAAAAAGCAGGUCAAGAUGGGUGAGAGAGGGCAGACAAUUAUGCUAGCGUUGACGGCCUUUUUCUUUCUGGGUAUGUUCGCAACUUUCCCUGCAGGCUGUUUUUCAGACUCCAAUCAGCAGCCUCAGAGCAAGAAAAAGUCAGUCCACCUCGCAUCCCCUAAUCGCUUUGGCUCUUCAGUUAUUUUUCCUGUUCAAGGAAACGUUUAUCCUCUUGGGUACUACUUUGUAACCCUCAAGAUAGGCCAUCCGCCUAAGCUGUACGACCUUGAUAUUGAUUCUGGCAGUGACCUCACUUGGGUCCAAUGCGAUGCACCUUGUAACGGUUGCACCAAGCCCCGUAAUCGACUUUAUAAACCAAACAAUAAUGUUGUCACUUAUGCAGAUCCCAUGUGCGCUGCCGUGCGCUACCCGGGAAACCACAAGGCGAAGGACCCUAAUGAGCAGUGCGACUAUGUGGUCACAUAUGCUGAUCAUGGAUCUUCCCUUGGUGUGCUGGUCAAGGACUACUUUCCCCUUCACUUUACCAAUGGCUCCAUCAUUGGUCCCCGUUUGGCCUUUGGGUGUGGAUAUGACCAAAAAUACUCUGGGCCGCACUCUCCACCAUCCACGGUGGGAGUCUUGGGCCUCGGCAAUGGCAAAGCAAGCAUAGUGUCACAAUUGCGUACUAUGGGUUUAACACGGGAUGUAGUAGGCCACUGUUUAAGUGGACGACGGGGAGGAUUCUUAUUCUUUGGAGAUGACCUUGUCCCUUCUUCAGGAAUCAUAUGGUUGCCAACUUCACGCAAUUCCCUGGAGUACCACUACACAUCAGGACCAGCUGAACUUCUUUUUGGUGGAAAGUCUACUGGGGUAAAUGGUCUCCUCGUUGUCUUUGACAGUGGAAGUUCUUAUACAUACUUCAAUUCCCAAGCUUACCAAGCCACAGUCAAUCUGCUGACAAGAGAAUUAAAUGGAAAGCCAUUGAAGGAUGCACCAGAGGACCAAUCACUCCCAAUCUGCUGGAAAGGCACAAAGCCUUUCAAAUCUGUUGGUGAUAUCAAGAACUACUUCAGGCCUUUGAUACUGAGCUUUACACAUGCCAAGAAUGUUCAGCUACAAUUAGCACCUGAAGCAUAUCUUAUUGUUACAAAACAAGGCAAUGUAUGCUUGGGAAUUUUGAAUGGCACCGAAGUAGGACUCAAGAAUCUAAACAUAAUUGGAGACAUAUCUUUGCAAGACAAAAUGGUGAUUUAUGACAACGAAAAGCAGCAAAUUGGAUGGACUCCUGCAAAUUGUGAGAGGCUUCCAAGUGCGGAUCGUGAUUUUAGUGAAGGUUUUUCUCAUCAUUAUGCUCUUAUUCUACCCGAGGAUUUCCCUGCAACUUAUGCUUCAUGAGAAGAUCAAUAAGUGGCUAGCAAAAAGCUUCAAGGCAGAAGAAUAGGCAAAAGUAUAGACAAUGUAUCCUGUAUGUUGUUUACUUGCAUUCGUUUAGUCAUAGAAGGUUAACAAGAAUUCAUAUCUUAUAGUGUUGUCUGGAAGGUAGCAAAUGUAAAUGGGUAUAUUCCAUACAUACGUUGGUUACUAGCAUUUCAUAAAUUCAAAUGCACCGGCAUUAACUUGAUACAA
This is a messenger RNA of Juglans microcarpa x Juglans regia, 1871 nucleotides long. Its product is annotated as aspartic proteinase Asp1-like. Gene Ontology annotation, molecular function: aspartic-type endopeptidase activity. The transcript is spliced from 10 exons. Bases 282 to 1640 code for a protein of 452 amino acids. The record is from RefSeq and is a predicted model, not a curated record. Lineage: Eukaryota; Viridiplantae; Streptophyta; Magnoliopsida; Fagales; Juglandaceae. Gene Ontology annotation, biological process: proteolysis.